CUCAUUUUAGCGAGCUAAUAUUCAUUCAUAUAUCAUAUAUGCAUGCAAAUAUAUACAAACUAGCUAAAAGUUAAUUUGUUUUUAUAGAAAAUGGGAAGAGCUCCUUGUUGCGAGAAAAUCGGUUUGAGAAGGGGAAGAUGGACCGCGGAAGAAGAUAAAUUGUUAUCGGAUUAUAUUCUAACUCAUGGUGAAGGCUCUUGGAGAUCUUUGCCUAAAAAUGCAGGAUUGCUUCGGUGCGGGAAGAGUUGUAGGUUGAGAUGGAUAAACUACUUGAGAUCAGAUGUAAAGAGAGGAAAUAUAUCUACUGAGGAAGAAGAUCUUAUUAUUAAGCUUCAUGCUUCGCUUGGUAAUAGAUGGUCUUUGAUAGCUGGCCACUUGGCCGGACGAACAGACAACGAAAUCAAAAAUUACUGGAACUCGCAUUUGAGCCGCAAGAUCUUCCCUACUACUCCAUCUCCUCCUACUAUUCCCACUAAACGUCGAACCUCUACCCUGAAGAGCAGGAAACCUCGUAAAACAUCGUCUAAAGCAAGGACGUCGACAAUAAUCGACAAACAAAGUAACACGAAUCCUUCGAGUGAUGGUAGUAGUGUAGGAGAGCGAAUACCUGACUCUUUUCCUUCCGUCGGGGAGAUAGAGAAUGUGUUAGAUGAUUUUUUCCAUGAUGCAGGUCAGUUAAAUGUGGACCCUGACAGGGUCGUCUUAAAUUUAACUGACCAGCAAAUAAAUGAUAUUAAUAUGGACGUCGAAAAUAGUGGACAAAUAGUUGAAAGUGGUUCCGCCGCAAGCUCAUCAACGAAUGAUAGCAACGAAGAAGGGAAGGAGUUUGGCCAAGAUUGGGAAUGGGAAUGUGAUUGGGAUUUUGAAAUUGGUAAUAACAUGGUAGGUUUAGGGUUAUUAGGGGGUGAGGAAGAAGAUGAUAUUAUGUCAUGGCCAUGGGUUGAGAAUCCAACACAAAUAGUGGGGGUGGAUGUGGAGAAGCAAGAUGCGAUGAUUGCAUGGCUCCUCUCUUAAGUAGAAUCUUAGUUCUCUUUUUAUUGUUUUUCUUGAUGGUAUUUGAUUAGUUGUCCAUUGAUCUUUAUAAGUUUUAGUGCAAAGCUAUUACUAAAAACGGUUGAGUAGUAUGUUUAGAUUGUUGUAAGAAUAUAUAAUCAAAGUUAUAGUGUGUUUAGUUCAUUGAAGUUGAGCAAGCUGCUGUUAGCAUUA
Erigeron canadensis is the source of this 1206-nucleotide messenger RNA. RefSeq names its product transcription repressor MYB6-like. Bases 91 to 1014 code for a protein of 307 amino acids. The transcript is spliced from 3 exons. Lineage: Eukaryota; Viridiplantae; Streptophyta; Magnoliopsida; Asterales; Asteraceae. The record is from RefSeq and is a predicted model, not a curated record.